Messenger RNA from Scomber scombrus (Atlantic mackerel), 2154 nucleotides. Its product is annotated as immunoglobulin superfamily containing leucine-rich repeat protein 2-like. Gene Ontology annotation, molecular function: protein binding. Lineage: Eukaryota; Metazoa; Chordata; Actinopteri; Scombriformes; Scombridae. The record is from RefSeq and is a predicted model, not a curated record. The coding region runs from base 1 to 2154 and encodes 717 amino acids. The transcript has a single exon.
AUGGCAGCUGCAGACAUCCUUUACCUCACUUUGUGGAUUGCCACAGUCUUCCCCGCUGGACUCGGAUGCCCUGAGCUCUGUACUUGCUCUGAUAAAUACGGCCGUCAUGUAGCAGAAUGCUCCUACAAAGACUUGGCUGAAAUCCCAGAUGGUAUGCCUCCCAAUGUUUCAACUGUGAGUCUCUCGGCUAAUAAGAUCAGUUUGAUACCAUUAGGGAGUUUUGACAAUAUCACCAAGGUGACGUCUCUGUGGAUGGGCCGCAAUGAGCUCAUCUCAAUCGAACCAGGGACGCUCUUGCCUCUGGUUCACCUGUGCAACUUUGACAUCAGCUACAAUAAAAUCGUACACUUUCCUUGGGAGGAUCUGCAGAAUCUCACAAGCCUGCAGCUGUUGAAGAUGAAUCACAACGAGAUGGUCCACCUCCCGAGGGACGCCUUGUCCAACCUUAAAGACCUGAGGUCCCUCCGUCUCAACAAUAACAAGUUCAUAACCUUAGCUGAGGGCACGUUUGACGGCUUAAUUUCUUUGUCACAUCUGCAGAUCCAUCACAAUCCUUUCGCAUGCACCUGCUCCCUCGACUGGCUCAGAGACUGGAUUUCAACAUCCACCAUCUCAGUCGACGAGCAGAAUUUGACCGUUUGUGCAACUCCAGAGAAACUUAAAGGCAAAGUGAUCGUGCAUUUGCCUGAGUCAAAGUGCAAAAGCCCAAAUGUCACAAUGAGAUUGGAACCAAAUGUCCGUAACACGACUUUCUACGAGGAGAGCACUUUGAUCUUGACUUGUGAGUUCAAAGGAAACCCAAAUCCACUGGUCAUGUGGAGUAUUCACAGCCAAAGCCAGAAGAAAGAGCUGGCUUUGUCGUUUAUUGAAGAUGGCUCGGCUGAAUCAAACAAAGACUCCUUACUGUCCCAUAAUCCUUUCAAAGUGUUUAAUAAUGGGACUCUAAUCAUUUCACACCUCAGGAAGGAAGAUGGCGGCAACUACAGCUGCUCUGCCACAAAUGAAUUUGGUAGAGCUGAGGAUUCUCUGUCGGUGGAGGUGGUGGCCUUACCAAAACCAACACCUGUAAAGAAAAUUACCACAACUCCCAUUUACACUAAAACACACCCAUUUAUACACCAAACGACACACAAAACAAAUGUUUUUGAUGCUGUGCUUCUGCCUGAUUUAAAGAGAAAAGACAUCACGAACAUCAAACCCACUUUCCCGCCUACUGUAGAGAUCAACUCGGAGUCUUCUGAUCCUGAGGAGGUAACAAGUAAUCCAUUACGUGCUAGUAAAUGUGGCGUGACGGCUAACACAAGAUAUAUUUCAAGUAAUGUCUUUAACGAGAGCCUGGAUGAUAUCAAGCAGUACACAUUUGACUUUGGUGUCAUUGCCUUAGGGGUGUCAGAAACAGAGGCAACAGUACGGCUCAACCCUCUUCUCAUACCCAGAGAUAAGAGCGCCAACAGGGCCGCUGCAUCGUCUGACAGUUUUCAAAGUGUCAGCGAAGAGUCUCAUGAAUAUUCAGACGACUCAAUAGAAGCACCUUUGAAUGGCUUGUACCUUUGCGUCACUGCCGACCGCAAACACUCGGCUGUGCAGUGGUCGCGGAUCAAGGAGGGCGUCAACACGUACAUGUUCGGCGAUUUACGACCUGGCACCAACUACUCCUUGUGUCUGACCUACAGAAGGGAGGACUGCGAGGUUCAGGUGCUGUUCACCACCAGGAGGAUGGUUCCCAAUCUGCUCAUCAUCAUCUCAGUCAGCAUCUGCCUCCUGACCGUGUCCACCGUGCCUCUUCUGGGCGCGACGUGUUUCCACUUGGUGUACAAGUACCGCAGCAAGACGUACAAGUUGAUCCUGAAGGCCAAAGAUCAGUAUCACAUGGAGAGGAACCUCACCACCAAUUUUCACAUCCACGCGCCCCACACCGAGUCGCAGAGGAAGAUUAACGGCAGCCAGCUGGACGAGGAGGAAGGGGAGACGGAGAGCGUGGAUGGAGAUAAGGAAGCAGAUACAGAAGAAAGUAUGGUGACUGAAUCUUUCGUUUUGUCUCAGUGUAAGGGGAAUUUAGACGACUGUGAGGUGGGAUCCGAGUAUAGUGACAGGUUGCCUCUUGGAGCUGAAGCAGUGAAUAUUACAUGCAACUACAAAUAUCCAAAUCAGUAA